CUGGAGACUGACAGAGAAAGAAAGAGAAAGGGAGAGCGAAGAAUUAUUCCGGGACACGGAACAAUAUAAAUAGUAUGAACAUUGUGGAUUCUGAAAUCGAGAGGACUCAGUGGUUGGGGUGGCAGUGCCGACCAUGGACAGUGCCAUCACCCUGUGGCAGUUUCUGCUGCAGCUCCUGGUGGAGCCCAAGAACAAGUAUCUGAUCUGCUGGACAUCCAGUGACGGGGAGUUCAAGCUGUUGAAAGCCGAGGAGGUGGCCAGGCUGUGGGGCGUCCGCAAAAACAAGCCCAACAUGAACUACGAUAAACUCAGCCGGGCUCUGCGAUACUACUACGACAAGAACAUCAUUAAAAAAGUCAACGGGCAGAAGUUUGUGUAUAAGUUUGUAUCCUACCCGGACAUAUUAAAUAUGGAUCCAAACGUGGUGGGCAGGACUGAGGGUGGGGGUGAGAGUGCGUCGCUGGAGAUGGGCAGAACGCAGAAGGACAAAGAGAACCACAGUCAGGAGAGGCUGGUCACGAGCUCCGUCAAGGUCUCCAGCCGCAAUGACUACAUCCGCUCGGGUCUGUACUCCUCCUUCACCCUCAACUCCCUGCAGGCCAACCCCAACAUCUUCAAGUCCGUCAAGACCGAGAGCCUGGCCGACAAACCGCCCGAGAAGAAACCGGCUCAGGAGCCCGUCACCGUCAUCAAGUUCGUGCCCAACCCGUCGCGGAAAUUUCCGCCCUCGAUCUCUCUGGUAGAGCUGCCCUCCGUGCCCCCGCCUCCAGCCUCGCCAAAGCCAAUGCCAAACGAAGAACCUUCUUCGCCCGUGUCCGCGUCCGACCUGGCCAGCUCUUGCGCCAGCACCCUGACUCUGGCCUCCAGCCCGCCCGCCAUGCCUCUCCUCUCCAGAUCCAACUCGUUCAUCUCAGCCUCGUCCCUGGAGCUGCUGCCCGAGAGCCUCCCCAUUGGCUCGGAGCUGGAGAGCAGCCCCUCUCCCCACGGCCUCGACCCCACCUCCGACUCCAGUGACUCCAGUGAGAGGCCGGAGGGGGGCAGGAGUCACAAGGCCCGGUCAAAGAAGCCCAAAGGAUUGGAGAUUACCCCAGCAUUGGUGAUUACCAACAGUGACCCCAGCCCCUUAGCCUUGUGCAGUCCUUCUCUCCCAACAUCGUCUCUCACUCCCGCCUACUUGACUCAGACCCCGAUCCUGCUCACUCCCAGCCCGUUACUGUCCAGCAUCCAUUUCUGGAGCACCCUGAGUCCUGUAGCCACCCUCAGCCCAGCGAGAAUGCCGGGAACCAACACUUUAUUUCAGUUCCCCAACAUCAACAGCCACAUGCAGCUGCCGUUGUCAAACCUGGACGGCUCCUCCACUCCCACCCCCCUGUCCCCAGACCUGCAGAGGGCUUGAGGAGAGAGCUGACUGGUCAGUGAGUAACCAGGGGUUGGGCCAACAAGGACUAAGGACUGUGGCUGGAAACCUGCCCCUGGAGGCCAAUAGCAGGAGCGACGUCAUGGAAUGUAAGAUGCCAUCGUGAAUGGUGUUGAUUGUCACCGCCUGUUGAUGUCAGUCAAUCGUGGCCGCCUGUACCACCAACACCCCAACAACGAUUGGCUCAGAUUUUUUGAUAUGAACCUGCUGUUUCCUUUCUCUUCGGACUCAACUCCCCCCAAACCCCACCUCACUGGCAUCGCCAAGUUGGAGAGGAGGCUCCAGGGGGCAAUGCAUGCGAAAGGACAGGCUUUUUUUGAGGGGGGAGGGGGAACAUUUUUAACGGGGUUCAGCGUCUCAAAUCGCAGGACUCUGUCCACUCUCGUUAUUUUUGUGGAUUUCUUUUUUACUACUUUUGACCUGCGCUGCACCGUGUGUGGGUUUGUGAAUCUGUCGUCGCAAAGAUAUCACAAGGAAUGCUUGAGGAAAGACCAGGGGAAUGGGACGAGUUGGUAGCUUCUUCAAAGAGCCCGCACAGGUACGGUGGGCCGAAUGGCCUCCUUUGCUGUAGGAAUCUAUGACUGACUCACUCAUACCGCCUUACCCAGCCUUGCCUCGCCUCGCUCAACGGGCAACGAACUCUCAGUCUCGGUGGCUUUUUGGGGAUCAAUGGAAACCACAAGAGAUGUUCAUAUCAAUCCCAGUAACUCCGGCUCCCAGAUACCUCCGGCCUAUUCCCAGGAAACUAGUUUGGGAAUAGUAUUUUUUUACACACACGGGAAAUGUGAAAAAGACAUCAAGUGAUGGAGACAAGGUGACGUCCUUCCUGUGAGAUGGGGUCACAGGUGGAAACUUUAUAGGAACCCGGGAGCAAAAAUGCUUUGGGUUAAUUUAAUUUAAGGUGGUGGUGAGGUAUGUGUGGGGGAUGGGGACGGGGGGAUUUAAAUAGGACCCUCAUCUGCUGGUUGGAGAUGUAGAAAGAGCAGCUGAUGACAGUGAGGUUGGGGGACAUGUUAUCUCAAGCGAAUGUUAUCUCUGUGGUGUUCAGGGGAGGGGGGAUUGGGUUUGAAAAGCCUUAAAAGUUUAUUGUCAUUUUUUUAUGUCCAUUCCUCAAAAGUGCCCUUCGAUGUCUCUGUUGGGUGAGCAGAUAUUGGAAGUGGAACCAAAUAGGGCUGAUUGAUUACCAAUUAACCUCCAGUUUAACUAACGAUCUUUUCUUUUGCUGAUGAGGUACCGAAGCAGUGGGCAGUGGUGAUAGGAAUCGAUGCUUUAUAUCUGCGAUUGAUCGGUCGGUUGGCGAUGCGUGGAGUUGAAUGUGUGGGAGCUGUGUGUGUUUCGGGGGGAGGGAGAGGGCAGGCAUAACUCCUCCUGGUUAUUAAAGGGAUUAUAUUUCG
Messenger RNA from Callorhinchus milii (elephant shark), 2811 nucleotides. RefSeq names its product ETS transcription factor ELK4 (gene elk4). The coding region runs from base 134 to 1396 and encodes 420 amino acids. Lineage: Eukaryota; Metazoa; Chordata; Chondrichthyes; Chimaeriformes; Callorhinchidae. Gene Ontology annotation, molecular function: sequence-specific DNA binding; DNA-binding transcription factor activity, RNA polymerase II-specific. Gene Ontology annotation, cellular component: nucleus. Gene Ontology annotation, biological process: cell differentiation; regulation of transcription by RNA polymerase II. The transcript is spliced from 6 exons. The record is from RefSeq and is a predicted model, not a curated record.